Manihot esculenta (cassava) is the source of this 1962-nucleotide messenger RNA. Its product is annotated as pentatricopeptide repeat-containing protein At5g18475. Gene Ontology annotation, molecular function: protein binding. The transcript has 3 exons. Bases 312 to 1889 code for a protein of 525 amino acids. The record is from RefSeq and is a predicted model, not a curated record. Lineage: Eukaryota; Viridiplantae; Streptophyta; Magnoliopsida; Malpighiales; Euphorbiaceae.
CUAGAAAUCUCGAUUGCCUCUGUCUUUCUCGGCUCUCCGGCGGUCCCGCCUGUAGAUUCUCAUCACUCAUCACUGCUCCAGUCUCUUGGGCUUCCUUUUCCUUCUCUUGAUCUUGGGUUAUUAGUUACAUAUGCUUCUAAUUACUACUUAGAAAGCACCAAUUACCAAGCAUCGUCUCUGUAAGCUAAACGCUCAACUCUUUCUCUUGCUAGGCUUUGUUACGGGAUUGAUAUUCAUUUUCACUAAGGAAUUUUGGUGGCAAUAUGAAGAAAUUUAGAUGAUGAAGUUAUAUAAAAGGCGCAGCAGGUUUCAUGAUAUCUAUGAGAAGUUUUUGCCAUAAGCAUCGCUCAUUCACCACUUCUGCUUUAACUCCAUCAUAUUCAUUUCCAUGGAUCUCUCCUCUUCAGUUUUCAAAAGCAACUCCUUCCAUGCCAGAUCCACCACCGGAAACCUCAAACAUCCUUGUGGAAUCUCGAAGGAAAUCAAAAUUCAUAUCUCACGAUUCUGCCAUAAACUUGAUCAAACAUGAGAGGGACCCACAACGUGCAUUGGAAAUUUUCAACAUGGUAGCAGAGCAAAAGGGUUUUAAUCACAAUCAUGCUACCUAUUCAACUAUAAUCCAUAAGCUUGCCCGGGCCAAGAAGUUUCAGGCUGUUGAUGCAAUGCUUCACCAGAUGACCUAUGAAACAUGCAAAUUUCAUGAAAAUGUAUUACUUAAUCUCAUGAAGCAUUUCUCCAAGUCUUCUCUGCAUGAGAGGGUGCUUGAGAUGUUCUAUGCAAUUCAGCCAAUUGUUCGUGAGAAGCCCUCUCUCAAAGCCAUCAGCACAUGUCUCAAUCUGUUGAUUGAAGCGAAACAGAUUGAUUUGGCCCAGAAAUUUCUACUCCAUGUCAAGGAGUAUCUCAAAAUAAGACCAAAUACCUGUAUUUUUAACAUAUUGGUCAAGUAUCAUUGCAAAGUCAGGGAUCUUGAAUCUGCGUUUGAAGUCAUGAAGGAGAUGAGGAAGUCUAAGAGGUCUUAUCCUAAUCUGAUUACUUACUCAACUCUGAUGGAUGGGCUAUGUGAAAGUGGAAGGCUUGAAGAAGCAAUUAAAUUGUUUGAGGAAAUGGUGUCAAAGGAUCAAAUAUUACCUGAUGCUCUUACUUACAAUGUUCUGAUUAGUGGCUUUUGUCAUGGGGGAAAGGUUGAUAGGGCCAGGAAGAUAAUGGAGUUCAUGAGAAGCAAUGGUUGCAACCCAAAUGUCUUUAAUUAUUCAGUCUUGAUGAAUGGAUUUUGCAAAGAGGGCAGGUUGAAGGAGGCAAAAGAGGCUUUUGAUGAGAUGAAGAACGUUGGUUUGCAACCUGAUACAGUUGGCUAUACUACAUUGAUAAAUUGCUUCUGUGAGUCAGGAAGCGUAGAUGGAGCCUUGGAGUUGCUUAAAGAGAUGAGGGAGAUGAAGUGCAAGGCUGAUGUGGUAACUUUUAAUGUGUUACUUAAAGGUUUGUGCAGAGAAGGCAGGUUCAAUGAGGCCCUUGGGAUGCUGGAGAAACUAGCUUAUGAGGGUGUUUAUCUGAACAAAGGAAGUUACAGGAUCGUUUUGAAUUUCUUGUGCCAAAAAGGUAAGUUGCAGAAGACUUGUGAACUGUUGGAUUUGAUGCUGAGUAGAGGUUUUGUACCCCAUUAUGCAACUUCAAAUGAAUUGUUGAUUCGCCUUUGUAAAGCUGCAAUGGUAGAUGAUGCUGUUACAGCAUUGUUUGGAUUAGCAGAAAUGGGGUUUAAACCAGAACCUGAUUCCUGGGCUGUUUUAGUUGAAUACAUAUGCAGAGAAAGAAAACUGUUGUUUGCAUUUGAACUGCUUGAUGAGUUAGUAACCAAGGAGGCUGGAAAUUGUACACCAUUUGAUCUCAAUUAAUGAUUUCUUGUUGCUUACCUGUGGCAUAUUAUCCACCAUUAUGUGUUUUAGGCAAAUUAUACAAAUUUCUUCA